This is a messenger RNA of Athalia rosae (coleseed sawfly), 2732 nucleotides long. RefSeq names its product ATP-dependent RNA helicase DDX24. Gene Ontology annotation, molecular function: nucleic acid binding; RNA helicase activity; ATP binding. The record is from RefSeq and is a predicted model, not a curated record. The transcript has 11 exons. Gene Ontology annotation, cellular component: nucleolus. Lineage: Eukaryota; Metazoa; Arthropoda; Insecta; Hymenoptera; Athaliidae. The coding region runs from base 120 to 2549 and encodes 809 amino acids.
CAGUGGUUUAUCAGCGAUUGUGGCCAACAGGGCCACCGAUGUCCCCACCGGGCUUCCGGAGUCUUUUGACAGCACGUGUUUCCGGUGGCUAGCGUGCAUGUGGCGUAUAAAUUUAAGACAUGGGAAAAAUAAAAAAGGAAGAAUGCGCUGCCUGGAAACCGCUAAAAUUGGAUGGAGCAUUUAUCUCUGAAGGUAUUGACGGGCUGAUAGGAAUCGAAGAACUAACAGAUUAUGGUGUUAUAAGAAGUACGAAGCGCAAAUUAGUUACGCCUGAUAAAGAAACACACACGGUAAAGGACAAGAAAACCAAAUCACAAAAACCUGGGGCUAAGAUUGACGAUGCUGAAACAGAUGAACAUUUGACAAAGAAAAAAAAACUCAAAAAAACUGGAAAAGAAGAGAAGAAGCUGAAAAUUAAAAAGAACAAUAAGGAAAAGCCUUCAGAGAGCCAAAUUAAUAUCACUGAAGAAGUGUCUGAUACCAGAUCUAAUAGCCAAAUAAACUUGGAAAAGAAGCAACACAUUGAGAGAGAUAAUGAUGCCACCAACUUUGAUAAAUCAAAUAUGCCGAUGAAUAUACAUUCUUGGACUUCAUUAGGUGUACCUGAUAUAUUACUACAAGCAUUAGCUGAUCAAGGUUUCUCCACUCCGACACCAAUUCAGGCUUUGACAUUAGCACCAGCAAUUUUGGGAAGAAGAGAUAUUCUGGGUGCUGCUGAAACUGGUAGUGGAAAAACACUGGCUUUCGGACUCCCCAUUCUGAAUGGUAUAUUGGAAGAGCAAAAAAAAGAAGAAGAAAAGAAGCUCUACGAGAAUAAGAAUUCAAAUGAAAUCAAUGAGGAUUCCAGCAGUGAAAUAGAUGAACCACACAGUACUGAGAGUUGUGAUAUGAAUAUGAUAAAUAUAUCUUCGAAUGGAGAAAUUUCAGAUUCUGAAGGCUCAGCAGAUGAUUCUGAAGAUGGUGAAGGUAAUAGCGCAGAAGAAUCAGAUUUUGAGGAAAGAGAAGAAAUCAUAGGAAAUGAAAUGCUGAAUGAGGAAGGUUUUGGCUGUGUUAGAGCUAUCGAUAAUAUAACCAUUAAAGGGUCUAAGGGAUUGCCUAAAAAAUCUUUGUAUGCUUUAAUAUUGACACCAACCAGGGAGUUAGCCAUUCAAGUUAAAAAUCAUCUUGUCAAAGCUGCCAAGUAUACUGGGAUUAGAAUUGCCGUAGUUGUAGGAGGCAUGGCCGCUGUGAAACAAGAGAGGAUCUUGAGUAAAUUUCCAGAAAUAGUGGUCGCCACACCAGGUCGCUUGUGGGAACUAAUACAAGAAGGCAAUGUGCAUCUCAAUCAAGUCAACGAUAUCAAAUUUUUGGCCAUUGAUGAAACGGAUCGGAUGAUUGAAAGAGGACACUUUCAAGAGUUGCAUAGUCUCCUAGAGAAAAUCAAUGAGGAUAGUGAAAAGUUAAAGCAACGACAAACUUUCGUUUUUUCUGCAACAUUGACCAUGGUACAUGAUAUUCCCCAGUAUUUGAUGAGGAAAAAAUCCAAGCAGAGAAGUACAAUACAAAAGUUAACACCAGAACAGAAAUUACAAAAAGUAAUUGAAAUGUUGGGAAUCUCAAAUCCAAAAAUUGUUGAUGUCACCAAGAAAUCAGCGACGGCGACGGGUUUAACAGAAUGCCGAAUUGCUUGUACCAUAGAUCAUAAAGACUAUUACCUAUAUUAUCUGCUGAAGAGACACGCUGGUCGAACUUUGGUAUUUUGCAACAGUAUCGGUUGUGUAAGAAGACUUGCAACUUUAUUAGGAAUUUUGGAAUGUAAUCCACUACCCCUACAUGCUGGUAUGCAACAACGACAAAGGCUGAAGAAUCUUGAAAGAUUCCAAGAAAAUCAAAAUGGUAUUUUAGUAGCCACUGAUGUUGCUGCCAGAGGCUUAGAUAUACCUAAUGUAGAACAUGUGAUCCACUACCAAGUUCCCAGGACGUCUGAGGGGUAUGUGCAUAGGAGCGGCAGGACAGCCAGAGCACAAAAGGAAGGCAUCACUAUCUUACUAAUGGAACCAUCAGAAAUGCAAUAUUAUACCAGACUUUGCAAAACGCUCGGAAAAACUCAAGACAUACCUACUUUCCCAGUGGUAGAUCGUCUCUUAAUUGCUGUCAAAGAAAGGGUUAAUCUUUCCCGUGAGAUUGAUCGUUUAGAAUUAAUGUGUCGAAGAGACAAUGCACAGAAAGGUUGGUUACAUAAAGCUGUUGAAGAUAUGGACCUUGUGCUUGAUGAAGACCAAUUAGAAACCACUAUGGAGACCAAAGAAACAGCGGAUCUAAGAAGACAACUCAGAGCUAGGAGGCAUCAGUUGAAGAAUUUACUGAGCAAACCACUUUUCCCAAAGGGUUUUUCCGGAAAAUAUUCAAACCCCAGCAUGGAAUUUCAAUUGGAGCAAGGCACUCAGAGAGCAGUUGAUGUCAUGAAAAAAGCUAUUGCAGAAAAACCGAAAAGAAAUUAUAAAGACAUUCCUGGUAUCCCCAGAACUAAACGUGUUUCUAAAAAAAAGUUUUCUAGAAAAAAGAAGUAGUCAUCAACUUUUCUUCGUGUAAAUAAUUGAAAGAAAAAGUGAUGGACCUUAUUCCAUCCAUCAGAAUAUUUCAAUUUUUGUUAGGAUUUGAAAACUAUCAAAAAUAGAAUUAUUCUCUGAGAAAAUAAUAAUAGAAUUAUUCUCAAUAUUAUGCGUGUAAUAAACGAUUUAUUGGAAAAAUUA